GAUAUCCUUGAUGACUCCUUUGAUGACUCUAGCACGGACUCCGACAUUGAUGAGCUCUUGGAGGGGACGAAGGGUGGGGAAGGAGCAGAAGACUCAGGAAAGUCAGGAGGGAAAGACAAGUCAGAGGCGGAGGAAGAAGACGAUUCAGGAAGCGAUGAAGAGGCAUCAUGUGAAGCAGAGGAUGAAGAAGGAGAACCGGCAGAAGAGUCAAACCAGGAAGAGGCAGAUGAAGAGGGUUCAGGAAAGAAUGAAAGCGAUGAUGAUGGCUCUUCUGAAGAAGGAGAGGAAUCAGAGGAAGAGGGGUCAGAUGAUGAUGAUGAAGUGGAGUCGGAGCCAGAAGCGUGGUUCUACAUGCGCGUUGGAGUCUCCUACAAGCAAAAGGAAAUCACUUCCGAGUCAAUGUCUAUCAAGGCCAAAAAGAACUUGGACCCAGAGUUGAGGGCUUCCCUCACCGACGCUGACGACGGCAUUCUUCGGCCUGGCGCUCUUCCAAAGAUCCAAACGGCUUCAGCUGCAGGGAACAAAGCUCUCCUGGAUUCGCUUGCCAAGGUUACAGCUGCCCCCAAAAAAAAGAAGGAGAAGGUGGAAGCGGAGGAGGUGGAACCAAAGACAUGGGCAGAGAAGGCCUCUGACAGCUUGGGGGACCUCUUGCAAGAUGCGGCCAAAGCCAGGACACUCUCCAUCAAACUGGGCCCAGUUCAGUAUGCGAGUGAGUUGGCUUUACAAAUGAAGAACCAUGCAAACCAUUUGGAGAAGUUGUAUCACAACAUCCGAGUGGCUUUGGACAAGAAAAGCGACGACAAGACUUACAAAAAGCUCCUCAAUCAAGUCGCUGAAGGCGCCGCCUUUACAACAAAGUCUCAGGCCGCAGCCAAUGCAUUCCUGAAGCCUCCGAGCAAGAAGAAGAAGAAGGAAACGAGUACUGGCGGCACCAAAACCGGAGACAAGGCCCAGACAAGGCCGCGGAGGUAA
Messenger RNA from Durusdinium trenchii, 972 nucleotides. NCBI's taxonomy places the organism in Eukaryota, Dinophyceae, Suessiales, Symbiodiniaceae. The record is from the annotation of a GenBank genome assembly.